CAAAAUGCUGUGCAACUGUGAGUGAAUCGCGAUUUCACCACGUUAUUUUAGUGAAUUUAUUUCAAUUCCAGCACAAUACAGUGUGCCAUGAAUUCCGCAACGAGUUCUUCAGGGAGCUCGUCAUCCGCCACCAACCCCGUGGCAAAUGUCCAAGAGUUUGUGAUCCGAGUGCCCAAGAACAUGAAGAAGAAGCACCAUGUGAUGCGAUUCAAUGCCACACUCAAUGUAGACUUCGCACAGUGGAAGAUGGUGAAGAUGGAGCGAGAGAACAACGCCAAGGACUUCCGUGGCAUCGAUGAGGAUUUGCCAAAGUUCGGAGCGGGCUCAGAAUACAAUCGGGAGCUGAAGGAGGAGGUGCGGCGCAAGAAGUUUGGCAUAAUUUCGAAGAAGUACAAGCCUGAGGCGCAGCCAUGGAUCCUCAAAGUGGACAAGUCCGGAAAGAAGUUUAAGGGCAUUCGAGAGGGAGGCGUUGGUGAGAAUGCUGCCUUCUACGUGUUCACACACGCCCCGGACAAGGCCAUUGAAGCAUAUCCGCUGCAUGAGUGGUACAAUUUCCAACCCAUUCAGCGGUACAAGGCUCUUUCAGCCGAGGAGGCUGAACAGGAGUUUGGAAGAAGGAAAAAGGUGAUGAAUUUCUUCUCGCUGAUGUUGCGAAAGAGACUGAAGGGGGACGACGAUGAAGGGGAAGAUCCCGAGGAGAAGAAAGCCAACAGGAAGAAGGGCAAGGAUCUCAAGAUCAGCGACAUGGACGAGUGGAUAGAUUCAUCUGACGAGAGUGAUUCUGAUUCCUCGGAGGAGAAGAAGGAGAAAGAAGAGGAUAGCGACAAGGAGAAGAAUGCCAAGAAGAAGGGCAAAAAGGAGGAACUGCAGAAGAAAAAGAAGAAGAAGAAAGACGUGGAUGAUGAGGCCUUCGAGGAGUCAGACGAUGGUGACGAAGAGGGAAGAGAAUUGGACUACAUUUCGGACUCUUCAGACAGUGAUUCUGACCAUGAGGGUAAGAUUGACAAGGACAUGAAGGGUGUAGCUGAGGAGGACGCGCUGAGAAAGCUGCUCACAUCAGAAGAGGAGUCUGAGAAUGAGGAGAAGAAGUCUGGUGAGGAGUCAGACAAGGAGGAGGAUGAGAAGAAGUCCAAGGAAAAGGGCGGAAAGGAUGGCAAAGAUGCCAGGAAGAAGAAGCUGAAGAAACGCUCCAAGGACGACAAGAAGGAGUCAAGUUCAGAGACGAGCAGCGAUAGCAGUGAUUCUGACGAUGAAGCAGCGAAGAAAUCCGCCAAGAAAAACAAGGAUAAGGAUCAAUCCAGCUCUUCCAAGGCCUCACGCAAUAGCGCCCAGGCAGAGUCGAACAAGAGGAAGGCCUCUUCGUUGCCUUCCGACUUGUCCACACCGGAAAACAGCUGCAGCAGUCCUGUGAAUACACCUGGAAAGAAGCCGAAGCUCGAUACUCCUUCCCUGCCGGCCACAUUUGCCGGUGUUGUGGCUUCCAACAAGGAGGAUUGUGGCAUCACCGAGGAGGAUGUGCGACGGUAUUUGAUGCGCAAGCCAAUGACGACCAUUGAGUUGCUGACCAAGUUCAAGAACAAGAAGACGGGCGUGUCCAGCGAUCGCUUAGUGGAGACCAUGACGCAGAUCCUGAAGAAGAUUAAUCCCGUGAAGCAGACCAUCCAGGGUAAGAUGUACCUCAGUAUAAAGGUCAACAAGUAGUUCUUGCGAGAAUCUUGUCUUGUGCGCGUAUUUUUCCAUAAAACACUACAAAUUUGUUGUGAUUUUUCUAAAACGGGCUGAAAUACACUAUAUAAACAAAUAA
This is a messenger RNA of Phlebotomus argentipes, 1804 nucleotides long. RefSeq names its product general transcription factor IIF subunit 1 (gene TfIIFalpha). Gene Ontology annotation, biological process: positive regulation of transcription elongation by RNA polymerase II; transcription initiation at RNA polymerase II promoter. The coding region runs from base 88 to 1701 and encodes 537 amino acids. Gene Ontology annotation, molecular function: TFIIF-class transcription factor complex binding; RNA polymerase II general transcription initiation factor activity; DNA binding. The record is from RefSeq and is a predicted model, not a curated record. NCBI's taxonomy places the organism in Eukaryota, Metazoa, Arthropoda, Insecta, Diptera, Psychodidae. The transcript has 2 exons. Gene Ontology annotation, cellular component: nucleus; transcription factor TFIIF complex.